AUGCUGUGGUUGUGUUGUGGCAGUGUUUUAACCAUGAGGUUGUGUUGUGGCAGUGUUUUAACAAUGUGGUUGUGUUUUGGCAGUGUUUUAACCAUGUUGUUGUGUUGCGGUCUAGGUUCCACCAUGACUACAGGGUUGCGGUCAGUAUAAAUGACUACCUGGACAUCUACUGUCCAUUCUACACCAACGGCCCCCCGGCUCACGGUCGAAUGGAACGCUAUAUCCUGUUCAUGGUCAACCACGAGGGGUACACUUCCUGUCAACACAGGAUGAGGGGGUUCAAACGCUGGGAGUGCAACCGUCCUACCGGUCAUGACGGACCCCUGCGCUUCUCAGAAAAGUUCCAGCUGUUUACGCCUUUCUCCCUGGGCUUUGAGUUCAGGCCGGGGCACGAAUACUACUAUAUCUGUGAGUAAUAUCUCACACCACUACAAUAUAACUAAUAUGUGACUAAAAUAUUGUACUACUACAGUACUACCACUAUAAUUGUGAUUAAUAUCUUGAACUACUACAGUACUACCACUAUAAAUGUGAGAAAUAUGUCUUACUACUGCAGUACAACAACAACAUAUUAUGGGGUGAAUCGUAACUUCCAUUUAAGUCGAAUUUGACAUGAAUGCAUGACUAAGUACAAUUUUUGACUUCAAUAUAAGUUAGGAUUUACUCCUCCUACUACUACAGUACAACUACUAGUAUAUGUAUUACUACUGCCAUGAGGAGAGAGAGAAGAGGAGGAAUGAGAGAAAUGUAGUGGGAGGGAGGGCAGAUGAAGGGUCAUGGUUAUUUCCUCUGAGCAGCAGAUUUUUAUGAUGUUGCUCUGAGGUCAGACUUGGCUCUUCUUAUCCUCUCACUGUGUGUGUGUGUGUGUGUGUGUGUGUGUGUAUGCGUUUGUGUGUGUCUCCCUUUCAAUCUCAUGGACACCAGAUGUAGUGGGAUCACCCAGGUCUAACCUGGACCCCAUUCACAGUGGCGUAACAGACAUAGCAAACUACAAACUCUCUCCAUCUCAUUUUAUUUCCCUCCCUCUUUCUCCCUUGUCAGCGUCUCCUCAUCCCAACCAUGUAGGGAGGCCGUGUCUGAGGCUGAAGGUGUAUGUCAGACCCCCGGGUAAGUCACGCUCUAACUACACACACACACACACACACACACACACACACACACACACACACACACACACACACACACACACACACACACACACACACACACACACAUACACACACACACACACAGAGAGAAGACAGAGGAGAGUAGAAAGACAGACAGAAAUCCUCUCCUUUAAGUUAAGUUCCUAAUAGAGACAUGACUACUCUCCUUUACAUUUUGUUCCUAAUAGAGACAUGACUACUCUCCUUUACAUUUUGUUCCUAAUAGAGACAUGACUCCUCUCCUUUAAAUGUAGUUCCUAAUAGAGACAUCACUCCUCUUCUUUAAAUGUAGUUCCUAAUAGAGACAUGACUCCUCUCCUUUAAAUGUAGUUCCUAAUAGAGACAUGACUCCUCUUCUUUAAAUGUAGUUCCUAAUAGAGACAUGAUUCCUCUCCUCUGUAAUUACCAGUUUUUUCUGACUCUGACAUAGAAACCUCAUCUUCUUCUAAAGACUUUCUACAAUUAGCACUGUGACUGAGUGUGGGUGUGUGGGGGUGUGUGUGUGUGUGUGUGUGUGUGUGUAACUGUAUUAAACUGUAAUUAGGUUGCUUUAACCCCCUGCUGAGGUCUUGGCGACAUUCGUCUCCUCUCUCUCUUUCUCAUCUUACACUCUUUCUCCCAUUCUCUUUCUCUCUUACUGGGUCUGUAACUCCAACACUUUCUUCUUGUUAUUCCUGUGUUAUUUUCUGUCUAUUUUAGUCAUUUUCUCUCCAUUCUGUUGUUCUCUCUCUCCAAUCAGUUGGUUGUUUAGUUUCCUUUCUCUCUACUUUCAAAUGCUUCUACCAUUUUAUCUCUGCUUUCAGAUCGUUCUGUCCACUUUCUCUCUGUUCUAUUCUGUCCUAUCUCUCCUUUCAGAUGUUUUCUGUCCUCUCUCUCCCUGUCCGUUCUGUCGUUUUCUUUCUCUCUGUCGGUUCAGACUUCAAUGUUUUCGCUCUCUGUUGAGUCAUGCUGUCAUUCUCUCUCUGUUCCAGGCAGUUCAGGGUUUGAAUCUCCAGAGCCCUUUCUGACUGAUGGAGGUCCAGACUGGGUCCCAGAGUCCCUGCUAGCCCCAGCCCUACUACCCAGCCUAGCCUCACUGCUACUGGGCUUCCUCUCAUCGCUGUGA
This is a messenger RNA of Coregonus sp. 'balchen', 2253 nucleotides long. NCBI's taxonomy places the organism in Eukaryota, Metazoa, Chordata, Actinopteri, Salmoniformes, Salmonidae. The record is from the annotation of a GenBank genome assembly.